AUGUCUCUGCCAAAGAUAUCACUAUCAGCUUUAUCAGAUGUAAUCACAAAUAGCUUUAUGGUUUGCACUCUUGAACAAGCAGAAGUCCAACUCUGCCUUAAAAGACCUUCUCUAUGGUAUAAGUCUUAUCCCAUUGCCCAAGGCAGCCGUCAAUCUCCAAUCGAUAUCAUCUCCACGCAAGCGAUCUAUGACCCCAGUUUGAAGCCUCUCCAUAUUUCCUAUGAAUCGGAUUCAUCUCUUGGUAUCUCCAACAAUGGACAUUCCGUCAUGGUGGAUUUCAAGGAUGUAGAUGACAAAACAGCUAUCAGUGGAGGCCCCUUGGAAAACCCUUAUAGGCUGAAACAAUUCCAUUUUCACUGGGGGACAAGCCAAAAGUCUGGAUCCGAGCAUACCAUAAAUGGGAAAUCUUUCCCUUGCGAGCUCCAUUUAGUUCACUGGAAUGCCAAGAAAUACACGACGUUUGGAGAAGCUGUAGCUGCCCCAGAUGGCCUUGCAGUGAUUGGGGUUUUCUUAGAGGUUGGAGAAGAACAUACUACUAUGAACCGAUUGACUGACGCCUUCUAUAUGGUCAAAUUUAAAGGAACAAAAGCUGAAUUCAGCUCUUUCAACCCAAGCACUCUGCUUCCUGCUGGCAAAAAGUACUGGACUUAUGCCGGAUCUUUGACAACGCCACCUCUUCAUGAGAGUGUAACCUGGAUAGUACUGAAGGAAGCCAUCCAAAUAUCAGAGAAACAGAUGGAGAAAUUCAGAAGUCUUCUUUUUACGACAGAGGAAGAUGAAAAAAUCCCAAUGGUGAAUAAUUUUCGUCCCCCCCAGCCUCUUAAGGGAAGGGUCGUUCGUGCAUCCUUCAGGGUAUAAAAAGGAGAAGGAAGAACAUGAAGAGCGUUUCUAAAAUCAGCGGACUUAAAGACUGAUUUUCAUCCAAGGCUGCAAAAUGCAAGAUGGUUACAGGACAUCUAUUGACUUUGACAUGAUUUCAAGAUAUCUUGAAAAGCAUCCAUACCACUCCAGACC
Molecule: messenger RNA, 1014 nt
Organism: Ahaetulla prasina
Lineage: Eukaryota; Metazoa; Chordata; Lepidosauria; Squamata; Colubridae
Gene: CA7
Product: carbonic anhydrase 7
Exons: 7
Coding region: 1-858 (285 amino acids)
Biological process (GO): regulation of intracellular pH
Cellular component (GO): cytoplasm
Molecular function (GO): zinc ion binding; carbonate dehydratase activity
Source: RefSeq, a predicted model, not a curated record